AUGUCUUUGAAUAAUUCCGGUGCCGCUGAUACGGACAAGAAGAGCGAAACGGAAUACGUCGAGGGGGAAAUUGCGCCGCUUUACGUCAGCCUCUCCCGCAGCGCCCCGCUGCCUUCGGAGGAUUACGUGCGCGUGGUGGCUCUGAGCGGCGCAGGCGACGUCAGUAGUGAUGCUCCGUGCGUGCAGAAGAAUGCUCGCACGGAUGGCAAUUGGAAGAAUGGCAGCUGCAUACAAAACUUAACGGAAUUGGAGGGAAACGAACCUGUGCGACACGAUUUUGCGCUGCAUCUGCGCGGCGCGCGGAAUUGCCGCUUGUUGGACACCAUCUUGGAUGCGUACGAUCUUCACAUGGGUGCUAUAGACCGCGAUGCGGUCGACGGUAUCGCGGAGAAUAAGGCAGAUCGAACCGGAAAAGACGCUGUGGGUCAUUUGCCCCCUGUAGUUCUUCCACAAGCAACAUACAAGGGAUGCAAGGCACUUUUUCUGUACUUGGAGCUGAUUACUACGCGUGUGCCUACAACAAUCUCGAAGCCUCUCCGUGCACCAAUUGAGGAACUUCUUCAGCCGUGGGAAAUGAACUUUUUGCUAAAAGACUGCAUGGACGACACGACCAGUCGUGCAAUUUCGCAACAAAUGAAUGAUGGGAAAGAGGGCAAAACAAAGGGUAGAAAAUCGGUCGGGGAUGCCAGGACAGCUUACUACAGUGCCAUCGUAAAUAACGCACCUGACUCGUUGAAUCUGAUAACGGAACUUGCAAUGCUAAGUGAUUUUCUUAUUGUUGAACCGCUGCGGCAGUUGACUUGUGCUUUUCUUGCAUCCUUGGCGCUUGGCGCCUCCUCCGAGACGGAAUUGUUGCGGCUUUGUGGACUCUCUCGCCCCCUGACGGAGGAAGAAUUGGAUCCACUUUAUGCUCAGUUUCCUUUUCUCCGCCCUGACACCGUCUCUGACUUGUAG
Trypanosoma cruzi is the source of this 954-nucleotide messenger RNA. RefSeq lists its product as uncharacterized. Bases 1 to 954 code for a protein of 317 amino acids. The transcript has a single exon. NCBI's taxonomy places the organism in Eukaryota, Euglenozoa, Kinetoplastea, Trypanosomatida, Trypanosomatidae. The record is from RefSeq and is a predicted model, not a curated record.